ACCCAAUCCUUAUCUCUUUAUCGGCCGAUCGAGUCAUUCAUGCAUACCUACUAGGUAGGUAACAAUAAAUUUAUCACUGUACGACAUCUGUGUCUCAAGCGACCAGUGAAACCCGAAGACAGGUUGUAUAUGUACACAUGAUACAUCGCGACUCGUGAAUGAGUCAUUGAAAACUUGUCUCUGACAUUGCGACUCUUUGCAUCAACGGGAUUGGAGGCCUGCAUCAUCCUUGCAACCACAUAGCCAACAUGGCAGAACCUCAGGAAGAACCUAAGAUCUCAAAGCGCGCUGCUGAGAAAGAGGCCAAGAAGGCAGCAGCAAAAGCUAAGAAGGAGGCGUCCAAGGCUGCCGCUCCGACAGGUCAACCUUCGCGAUCGAAUGAGCCAGUCGAUCCAUUCAAACAAGGAUGGCUGAAGGGAGUCUACAAUGAGAAGCCCGUCAAAAACGUCAUCACUCGAUUUCCACCCGAGCCCAAUGGAUAUCUCCACAUCGGUCACGCAAAAGCAAUCACUGUCAACUUCGGUUUCGCCAAAUCAUAUCAGGGCCAGUGUAAUCUGCGCUUCGACGAUACGAACCCUGCCAAAGAAGAGGAGCAGUUCUUCACAAGCAUCAAGGAUAUGGUAGCGUGGCUCGGGUUUGAGCCGGCGAGGAUCACCUAUAGCUCGGACGAGUUUGACAAAUUGUAUGAGCUGGCCGAACAAUUGAUCGAACGUGGGAAAGGCUAUGUCUGCCGCUGCUCAGCUGCGACCGUCAAAGCAAACCGAGGUGGUCCAGAGCAUGGUCCACGAAGUGUCUGCGAACACUGGUCGGCUGAUGUGGACACCAACCUCGCAGAAUUUCGAAAGAUGAGGGAUGGAGGAUACAAAGCUGGCGAAGCACAUUUGCGGAUGAAGCAAUAUCUGGGAACGAAACCUGAAGAGUAUGAAAUUAAGGACGACGAUUCGGCGGAGACGAAGAAAGAAAAGUUGAGGAUGAAGUCGUUGGCUGAGAACCCUGCCAUGUGGGACGUUGCAGCAUAUCGAGUCAAAGAGAAGAACUACCACCACCGGACAGGUCUGAAAUGGCGUAUAUACCCGACUUAUGAAUUCACCCACUGCAUUUGCGACUCACUGGAAAAUAUUUCGCACAGCAUGUGUACGGUUGAGUUCGAAACUCUCCGGCCGGCUUACAAUUGGCUGUUGGAAGCGUUGGACCACAAGAUAGUCAGUUCUGACGAGAAGGGUCCAAUGCAAAGAGAGUAUGGAAGGUUGAACGUUGAAGGCACAAUUCUCUCGAAGAGACGGAUUGAGAUGCUUGUAAAUGGUACCACAGUUGGUACUACUACACAAGCCCAGCCUAUCGACCAGGUCACGGAGGGCAUAGAUGAGAUCAAACUCGAGGAGGAGGGAGACGAGGAGUUUGACGAUGCCGCAACGGCGACCGCCACAGCCGGAACAGCAGAGGGACGGAGGAUUCCACCGGUGGUACGCAACUGGAACGACCCUCGACUCUUCACGUUAGUAGCUCUGCGACGACGAGGUGUCCCACCGGGUGCACUCAAAAAAUUCGUCUUGGACCUCGGUGUCACCAAAGCCAAUGCCAACACGAUGACGCACAAUCUGGACUCGACAAUCCGAACCUACCUCGAGAGGACCGUACCACGACUGAUGCUUGUAUUGGAUCCGAUCAAGGUUGUGUUUGACAACCUUCCGGACGAUUACAUUGAAGAGCGAGAAGUACCCUUCGACCCGAAGGAUCCCGCCAAAGGCACGCACAAGGUCCCAUUUUCCAAGAUCAUAUACAUCGACCGCGACGACUUCCGCGAGGAAGAUGACCCGGACUUUUUCCGACUGGCGCCUGGCAAGAGUGUCGGCCUGCUCAAUGCCGAGCACCCAAUCCGCUGCACAUCAUUCUCUAAAGACUCUGCCACGGGUAAGGUCAGCGAGAUCCGGGCAGAAUACGGCGCAGAGGUACCGGCUGGCAAAGCUCGUAUCCACUGGGUCGGAGAAUCUGCAGCACAUAAAUCCCCGAUUCCCGCCGAAUGCCGCAUCUUCAAUCCCUUAUUCAAGUCGAGCAAACCCAACGAGUUGGAUUGGAAGAACGGAGGAUACUAUGACAACGUAAACCCAGAGUCGGAAGUCAUCUUCCCCAAUGCCAUGGUGGAAUGUGGUUUCCGCGAGAUCCGCGAUCGGGCACCUUGGCCGAAGGAGGAGGGCGAGGCGACAGGUAUGCAGGACAAGAGCAGUGUGCGCUUUCAGGGUCUCCGAACGGCGUUCUUCAGCGAGGAUCUGGACUCGAGCGAUGACAAGGUCAUUCUGAACCGCAUCGUUAGUUUGAAGGAGGAUACGGGGAAGAAAUAAGCUGGUCUGGGGAAAUGAUUGGGAACGCGUGGCCGGGACGAUCGGGUAACAUUGCCCCGGGCAGUCUGCCUGCGUGGGACGCGCAAUGGUUGCGUUGCUGAAUUUUUGUUCGUGGUCAGAGAGAGCGCGGCGCUGGCGGGAUCGGAGAGGUUGUUUGGUGCGAUUCUAGCUCUUGCAUAGGAAAUGUGACUAUAGUAGUGGUGGUGAAGGUAGCGUCGUGCUAUCAAUCCGAUAGUGGUUUGCAGCUAUGCGUCUGGCUUAUGGGCCACACGUGCAACAUGUGGUAGCUCCUCCCCCUGUAACGAUGCUGCCACAUAUCAUCCAGGGAAAUGAAUUCCAAAAAUGUUGCUAAUCGCCUUGGACGGGAUCUGACGGCAAGCCGAAUGUCUCG
Dissoconium aciculare CBS 342.82 is the source of this 2730-nucleotide messenger RNA. RefSeq names its product glutaminyl-tRNA synthetase. NCBI's taxonomy places the organism in Eukaryota, Fungi, Ascomycota, Dothideomycetes, Mycosphaerellales, Dissoconiaceae. Gene Ontology annotation, cellular component: cytosol; cytoplasm. The record is from RefSeq and is a predicted model, not a curated record. Gene Ontology annotation, molecular function: ATP binding; glutamine-tRNA ligase activity. Gene Ontology annotation, biological process: glutaminyl-tRNA aminoacylation; translation. The coding region runs from base 249 to 2339 and encodes 696 amino acids. The transcript has a single exon.